AUGGGCAACAUCGAUGACGAAUAUAAACGGCUUGUAGAACAUCUUCACGACUGUACGAGGAAAGUGAAGAGUUUCAAAACCACCAAGAAACGCCUGUCUCCGGAAACUCUAGAGUUGAUACGUUUGUGUGGAGAUGCACGAGCUACAGGCAACCAAGAACUCACCUCCAAGAUCGCAACGCUUCGCAGAGAGGCGAUAAAAGAAGACCUCAAAGAAAGACGAGCAGAAUUGGCUUUGAGAUCUGAAGUUGCAGAGGGUGAAAAGAGCAUUCCCGUCGAAACUUCGCCAAUCGUAAACAAUAAUGACUGCUCUCCGGACCCCAGAUGGAACAACUACAGCAUCGAGAAGGAGGAUGGAGGAGAGGUACUCUCUUCCGAAGUCCUACAUCCCAUCAUGUCAGUGAAGAAUCGCACUCCUCCCGGUCCCGACAGAAUCAAGCCUGAACAUCUGACGUACCUACAUACAGUUCUCAUCAACACACUGGCGAUGCUCUUGACUCGUUAUCUCUCGGAAUGCAAGGUUCCUAAGAAAUGGAAAACCAGCAAGACCGUGCUGUUGUAUGAGAAGGGAGACCCACAAGACAUCGGCAACUAUGGCUCAAUCUGCUUACUGUCUGUCAUCUACAAGCUCUUCACAAGAAAACGUGAGCGUUCCGCAAGCGGUCCGAUGUUCACUCCUAUGUCACCGAUCAGAAACGCUACAGCAGAUGCCAACGAAGGCAAAAUUAGGACCGCCGACCUGAUGGUCAGGCCUCUUUACGAAGUUCUUCAAAGAAAAAUACGACGCUCUUCGAGUCCCUCACGAGAAGAAAUGCCACUGGAAAUACUUGAGCAUGAUCAGGACAGAUGGAAGUACUACUGGUGCCCGUUCGAGCAAAUCGAUGAACAACGGGAGCAAAGGUGA
Necator americanus (New World hookworm) is the source of this 903-nucleotide messenger RNA. RefSeq lists its product as uncharacterized. The record is from RefSeq and is a predicted model, not a curated record. The transcript has 4 exons. Lineage: Eukaryota; Metazoa; Nematoda; Chromadorea; Rhabditida; Ancylostomatidae. Bases 1 to 903 code for a protein of 300 amino acids.